Molecule: messenger RNA, 772 nt
Organism: Manis pentadactyla (Chinese pangolin)
Lineage: Eukaryota; Metazoa; Chordata; Mammalia; Pholidota; Manidae
Gene: RPL14
Product: ribosomal protein L14
Exons: 5
Coding region: 241-735 (164 amino acids)
Biological process (GO): ribosomal large subunit biogenesis; translation
Cellular component (GO): ribosome; cytosolic large ribosomal subunit
Molecular function (GO): RNA binding; structural constituent of ribosome
Source: RefSeq, a predicted model, not a curated record
AUUGUAUUUAAGCUGCAAAGCUUUAUAAACUAGGGAGUAUUUUUAAUCAGUAUCGCUGGUUUUUUUCACCACGCACCUCCCCCACUCCCAUUUUAGGUGUUCAGGCGCUUCGUGGAGGUUGGCCGUGUGGCUUACGUCUCCUUCGGGCCUCACGCCGGGAAGCUGGUCGCAAUUGUAGAUGUUAUUGAUCAGAACAGGGCUUUGGUUGAUGGGCCUUGCACUCAGGUAAGGAGACAGGCUAUGCCAUUCAAAUGCAUGCAGCUCACUGACUUCAUCCUCAAGUUUCCACACAGUGCCCGUCAGAAGUAUGUUCGACAAGCCUGGCAAAAGGCAGAUAUCAGUACAAAAUGGGCAGCUACAAGAUGGGCCAAGAAGAUUGAAGCCAGAGAAAGGAAAGCCAAAAUGACAGACUUUGAUCGUUAUAAAGUCAUGAAGGCAAAGAAAAUGAGGAACAGAAUAAUCAAACUUGAAGUUAAGAAGCUACAAAAGGCAGCUGUCCUAAAAGCAUCUCCCAAGAAGGCACCUGCUGCUAAGGGUGCAGCUGCAGCUCCUGCCCCUGCUCCUGCAAAGCAUCCAGCAAAGAAGAUGACCGCUGUGGGCAGGAAGGCACCAUCCCAGAAGGUUCCUGCCCCAAAGCCUGCUGGCCAGAAGGUAGCACCUCCGAAAGCUCAGAAGGGUCCGAAACCACCAGCCCAGAAAGCACCUGCCCCAAAGGCAUCUGGCAAGAAAGCCUAAGAGCUUGUUGUAAAAGUAAUAAAAGUUCUUCUUGACA